AUGUUGAUGGUCUUGCUGGGCUGGACCUUGGCCGCCAUGGUCUACGCUACGGCGUUACGACUCGGGUCUUCUGGCUGCCGUGAGUGCUCUGCAGCCACACUGGGAUUACGAUUGGGCAAAGUCCUGGGGCUGCCCGAGGAGUGUGGCCUACAGUAGGACUUCGGAUGCUCGAGGCAGCGUCUCCUCGGGGCUGCCGUGGAGAACUUGUGCCCAGGGGCAGUUCAGGUACCUCUUAAGCUGCUGUGGCAGUGAUCUGACCCGCGCUGGACGAUCGAGCGCCGCAAUACCCGCACGUUCAAAAGUCUUCGCUUCUACUGCUCAACGACGCCUCGUCAAGCCUCCCAGCGCGACCCGACGACCCAUCUCCGCGUUUGCGGAUGGCCUUACGCAUUUUUGCGAGGCUGGGCCACAGCUUAGAGAUCCGCUGCGCAGGCCCGUGGCAGGCAGACAAGAGCUUUCGCAGCACCACGGCAUAGCUGGGACCUCACAGCUUUGCCUGCUCGCGCUCGGCGCUGCGCGGCGCUCGCCGGCAAGCAGAUUUGCCUCGCUCUCCGAGACACGUGUAAACCAGCAUUCGCGGGCGCGCGCGGGCGAGGGCGCCGUCGCGCUGAGCCGCGCGCGACGCACGAUGACGGGCGACGGCGACCUCGCGACGCUCCUCGUCACCUUUGGGGUGGUCUUCGUUGGCGUGCUCUCGGUCGCCUACUUGUUUGGCACGAAACCCGCGAAGGCGCCCGUCAAGAAGGCUAAAAGGAGAGAGAAGAAGCAAUCUCCACCACCGAAACCGAAGAAGAACGGCCACGUCGCUGAACCGUCAGGGUCGGCCGGCGCCGGUGCACCUAGACAGCCGCAAAAGCAGACCUCCCAACCGAAGCGCAAGCGCAACAAGAAGAAGAAGAGCCAGAGCCCGCCGCCGCCCCAGGAGCCCGUAGCUCCGGAGCCCGUAGCCCCAGAGCCCGUGGUAGAAGAUAACACAGACGACGGGUGGACGGUGGUCGCGGAGGAGAAGCCUCGCCGGAAGAAGGAGAAGAAACCGACGGUGGUGCAGCAGCCCGACGUCGAUGUGGUGGAAUGUGGUGGUGGCGCUGCCGCUGUGGUGGGUCGCGGUGGCGAGACGAUUAAGCGUAUAGAAACUUCGACGGGUGCGAAACUGAAUCUCGACAAGAAGAACCAGACCUGUGAGAUCACGGGCGAUGCUGACAGUAGGAAGAAGGCCAAGGCUCUCGUGUUAGAAGCGCUAGAAAAAAGUGGUCAUGGGCCGAACGCGCCCCGGACGACGUCUUGUCAAGUGGACGGCGGUUCUAACGUAAAUAAGGUCAUCGGUUCGGGCGGUUCGACCAUCAAGUACAUCCAGGAGACGUCCGGUGCGAAGGUAGACACUGGGAGAGAAUCCUCCAUGAUUACUAUAAGUGGUACACAGCAACAGAUCAGCGAAGCACGAACACUGGUAGAACGAGCCCUGAAGGGCGAGGACGUCGCGGCAGCGACGUCGCACACCAUAGAUUUGGGAGCGCGAGGCGCCCGGAUACUUGUGGGGAAGCAAGGCGCGGCCAUAAAAGUACUCAGAGAAAAUCACCCGGUCCGAUUUGAUGUAAGAAGGGGCGACGGCCGCGGCACGUCGCGGGACACGUGUAUUAUUUCGGGAGACGCGGACGAGGUCACGGAAGCAGUAGUCGCGCUGAAUGCGUUGCUUAGUGAUCACUCCUCGUCAGAAACUUUAACGUUGGCCUGUCGAGUCGGCGCCAUCCUAGGGAAAGGUGGUUCCACAAUAACGAAGAUCCAGGACGCGUCCGGCGCCGAUCUGGAUGUCCAAGCUCAGGGUGCUGAUGAGUGUGUCGUGAAAGUGACAGGUACAAAUGCGCAAGUCGCCGCCGCCAAACGACUAGUGUUGAAAGCCUGCGAGGCGUCGAAGGCGCCGCCUCCUGUGCCGCCUGGCGAGGUUCGGGAGACGCUGCCGGUGCCCGAUAGUUGUAGAGGCGCGGUGGUCGGUCGGGGCGGCGCGACGAUCUCCGCCAUCCAGAGCGAGACCGGUGCUCGCUUAGAUUUGGUCGACGGUGCUGAUGGUACCGGAUCGUGCGUGAUCACGGGUAAAAAAGACGCGGUCGCCGACGCGUUGGAACGGGUGAAGACCGCGGUCGAAAAGCACGAAGCCAUCGCCGCGCGGGACGCGGCGCGCCGCGCGCCGGCGCCCGCGGAGGGCGAGGGCGGCGCGGGCUUUGACGCGGUGGCAGCGUCCGCCGACGACGCGUGGGCGACGCCCGAGGGCGAGGACGCGUGGGGCGCCUAGGAGCCUGCUCCUGCCGUGACUGGUGCCUUGCUUCUGCCGUAACUGGCGGGGGCGGGCUGCCGCGCCUAGGAGCCUGCUCCUGCCGUGACUGGUGCCUUGCUUCUGCCGUAACUGGCGGGGGCGGGCUGCCGCGCGGUGGAUGCCUGGCUUCUGCCGUGACUGGCGGAGGCAGUUGGGUAA
This is a messenger RNA of Pelagomonas calceolata, 2467 nucleotides long. Lineage: Eukaryota; Pelagophyceae; Pelagomonadales; Pelagomonadaceae. The record is from the annotation of a GenBank genome assembly.